Molecule: messenger RNA, 1104 nt
Organism: Tricharina praecox
Lineage: Eukaryota; Fungi; Ascomycota; Pezizomycetes; Pezizales; Pyronemataceae
Exons: 3
Coding region: 75-974 (299 amino acids)
Source: RefSeq, a predicted model, not a curated record
CCCCACCAUCGAACUGCCCCUCCUAAGCUUCGACGCACUCUAUCACCACAGCCUCCACCAAAGCUCAAUCCGCAAUGUCUACCCAGACUUCUCUACGCGUGGGCUACGUCCCCGAGCACUUCUCGACGCCGCUGCACUUCGCCCAAACGCACGGUUUCUUCACCAGCCGCUCUCUCAAUGUCGAUCUCCUGCCCUACCCCUCCGGUACCGGCGCGAUGAUCAAAUCCCUCGAGUCGGGAGAGCUCGACCUAGCGAUCGGGCUGACCGAGGGCUGGAUCGCCUCGCUCGGCAAUGGGCAGAGCGCCUUCCGUCUCGCGGGCAAGUACGUCGACACGCCGCUGUGCUGGGCGAUAUCGACCGGGGGCGAGCGCGCAGAAAUGGCCUCUGCCAGCGAUCUGCAGGGAAAGAAGAAGCUCGGCAUCAGUAGGUUCGGCAGCGGCAGCUAUGUCAUGGGAUAUGUGCUGGCGGACCAGAACGGCUGGUUGAAGCCGGGCGAGGAGCCGUUUGACUGGGUCGUGUUGGAUAACUUCAAGAACCUGCGCGACGCGGUGAAUCAUAAGGAGGGGAAGGAGGCGGAUGCGUUCAUGUGGGAACAUUUCACGAGCAAGAAAUACUAUGAUACCCAGGAAAUUCGAAGGAUCGGCGAGAUCUACACGCCGUGGCCGUCCUGGCAUAUUGUAGCGCACUCCUCGCAGAAGACAGAGGCUGUGGCUGCGUUUGCCGAGGCUGUCAACGAGGGUGUGAAGUAUUUCAAUGAGCACCUGGCUGAGGCAGUAAAGUGGAUCGCGGGUAAUCUGGAUUACUCGGAGGAGGAUGCGAGGGAGUGGUUGAAGACGGUCAAGUUUUCCAAGGAUUGUGGGGUUGUUGAGAAGGAGGUUGUCGAAAAGACCCUAGGCAUUCUGAAGAAGGCGGGUGUGGUGAAAGGGGAUCAGGUCCAGGUGGCGGAUAUGGUUCUGGAUUUGAAGAAGGCUUGAGUUGACGAUGAAGGUUCUGGACUAAUGGUCGAGUUUCACAUCAUGAUUGGGUCUAAUUUCGCAUGUACUUUCAUUCCGUGACGAAACAAAGAAGGAAUGCAUCAAACAAAUAUCCCAAUUAUCCAGACUA